This is a messenger RNA of Helianthus annuus (common sunflower), 843 nucleotides long. Its product is annotated as 60S ribosomal protein L11. Gene Ontology annotation, molecular function: structural constituent of ribosome; RNA binding. Gene Ontology annotation, biological process: translation. The record is from RefSeq and is a predicted model, not a curated record. NCBI's taxonomy places the organism in Eukaryota, Viridiplantae, Streptophyta, Magnoliopsida, Asterales, Asteraceae. Gene Ontology annotation, cellular component: ribosome; cytosolic large ribosomal subunit. Bases 150 to 698 code for a protein of 182 amino acids. The transcript is spliced from 5 exons.
UUAAUAGGUAGUUUGUGUACUUUUUGAUGUGGCAAGAAGGGUAAAUACGUCAUUGUAGUUCUUCCAUUGAACAAAACCCUAUCUAUAUAUUUUCCAACAAAACCCCUGUUCUUGUUUCGCCACCGCCGUAACCGUCCGCGGCAGCAGCAAUGGCUUCAGAAAGAAAACAAGCAAACCCAAUGAGAGAGAUCAAGGUUCAGAAACUCGUCCUUAACAUCUCCGUUGGUGAGAGCGGCGAUCGUCUCACUCGAGCUGCCAAGGUUUUGGAGCAAUUGAGUGGCCAAUCUCCUGUGUUUUCAAAGGCUAGGUACACCGUGAGAUCAUUUGGCAUCAGGCGUAACGAGAAAAUUGCUUGCUACGUAACCGUUAGGGGCGACAAAGCAAUGCAACUUCUGGAAAGCGGGUUGAAGGUCAAAGAAUACGAGUUGUUGAGACGCAACUUUAGUGACACAGGCUGCUUUGGAUUUGGUAUCCAGGAACAUAUUGAUUUGGGUAUCAAAUAUGAUCCUUCUACUGGUAUCUAUGGUAUGGACUUUUUCGUGGUUUUGGAACGCCCUGGUUACCGCGUGGGUCGUAGACGCAGGUGCAAGGCGCGUGUUGGGAUUCAACAUAGAGUUACAAAGGAAGAUGCAAUGAAGUGGUUUCAGGUGAAAUAUGAGGGAGUAAUUCUCAACAAAUCCCAACAAAUUGGAGCUUAAAAGUAGUUUUUGAUUAGCUGAGGUGACUUAAGUUUGUGCCGAUUGUGAGUGUGUGUUUGGGAUAUUAUUUCUAUAUCUUUGUCUUUUGUGCGUGUCGAAUCAUAUUAGCAAUGAAAAUUUAUGCAAAUUUAUCAGUUUAUGAAGA